GAAAAGGGCAGGGAAACACACAGAUUACCUCUGAGGAAUGCGCUGCUGCAAAGUCCAACGCUCUGCUGCUUGAGCGAGGGUGACACCGGGUGAGAGAUGGAGAGAGGGGAAGGUCAGGACACAAGCAGGGGUCUGUCUAAUCUGGCCCUCCUCCUCCUCCUCAUCCCCCAUCCUGUUUACCUGCUUGUGGGAUUUGAAAGGCUCUCUGUGUGUGUGUGUUCAUGUGUGAGACAGGGGGGUAGGGAGUGUAGAAAAAGGGGCUGCCAUCAGUGCACCUCCUUCUUAAAGACGGCAAACAGACAAAAGGGAGCAAAAAGCCCUCAAGACGUUCACUGAGCGUAAAAUAAGGCCGUUGGAUAACUGGGUGCGUUCACAUACAGACAUGCCUUGCAAACUCUGGCUCGCUCUUUCGGUGUGGCUUCUGCUGCCAACCUCUGAAGCUGGGAGGCAGAUGCCAAAACUUUCUGACAAGAAACUCUGCGCCGACUCCGAAUGCAGUCAUCCUAUCUUGAUAGCUCGUGCGCUGCAGGACUACUACCCAGGAGACUGCAGGUUCAUCCCCAUCAGACAGGGGCAGCUCAUCUAUGUGUAUGCAAUGCUUAAGGACAGAGGGAACCUCUUCUGGGCUGGCAGUGUACAAGACUCCUAUUACGGACAGCAGGAGGCUCGCAUUGGCCACUUCCCCAGCAGCGUAGUGGAGGAGACUCAUCCUCUCAUGCCAGCCAACACUGAAGUCAAGACUACUAAAUGGGACUUCUACUGUAACUGAUGUUGCCUCGACCAAUAAAGAGAACGACAUUCUUGUCUAAGACAUCAGAGAAGCCAAUCUUACACACAUUGCUGACAACAUAUAUGUAGGUUUGCUUAUCCACACUGUUGAUAAUCUGCACUUUAGAAGAUAAGGACGACAGCUCUGCACAGCAACAUAUGAUUAUAAAUUGUAACCAGAUUUUAAAGUGCUGAAGGAAGGACCAUUGUUGCUUAACACCCUACAUUUGACUUGUGUCUGUUUUAUUCUCUGUACUACUUCAUCAUACUGUUUGUUUAGCAGAAAGGUGACAUAAUGUUUUUUAAAAAGAGACAAAUGUGAACUACGCAUGCCUUUACUCCGAUCAAGCAAUUUGUACAAUAGCAGCUACUCCUUUUUCUUGGUGAGAAAUGUAUGCAAGUCAGCUGUUCCUUUCAUUUGUGGUGUAUAGAAAUCGUCACCUUUAUUAAAAUAUAACUAAAAGCAAACCUGGCAGCAAUAAAACAGAGGCUUUUAAUCAUAAUAACUUGAUGGAAGGUUAUUUUGUGUCGAUACAAAGCUGUCCCAAUCAACCCCACUCUCCCCUACAGGUGACUUCUGCAGUAGGGUCUAAUUCAAUAUUUUACAAAUCUUCUAAUCUUGCACUGUCUUUCUUUCUUUCUUUCUUUCUUUCUUUCUUUCUUAUUGACACUGAUAUAAAGCACCUGGAUCUAUUUUUGAAAGAAUGAUUAUCAUGCUCAAACCUCCAUGCGUAAUAUGUGAUGGUUGUUGUCUUAAGUCAAAGACAAAAGGAUGAUUCAUCAGUGUCUUCCCAGGUGUAGUGCGUGUUGUUAUGUGAAGUUCUCUUGAAAUCAGAAACACUUCAGACAUAAAAAAAAAGAAC
Messenger RNA from Epinephelus fuscoguttatus (brown-marbled grouper), 1631 nucleotides. It is a transcript of the gene mia, whose product is annotated as MIA SH3 domain containing. The record is from RefSeq and is a predicted model, not a curated record. NCBI's taxonomy places the organism in Eukaryota, Metazoa, Chordata, Actinopteri, Perciformes, Serranidae. The transcript is spliced from 4 exons. Gene Ontology annotation, biological process: extracellular matrix organization. Gene Ontology annotation, molecular function: protein binding. Bases 383 to 769 code for a protein of 128 amino acids.